AUGAGUCUGACCCCAACCACCCCAACAAAGGAAGACUACGGCAGCAAUGACCCCAGUCAGAACCGCAUUUUGACGACUGAUAUGAAUGUAACAUACAUAAGUCUUGAGGGUCAUGUGGAGAUAGAAAAGUACAGGUAUUUCUAUUUCUUUAUGAUGUUAACUGUUUAUAUUUUGAUUGUCUGCAGCAAUUGUACGAUAGUUUCUCUGAUUGUGAUUCAAAAGAACCUUCAUGAGCCUAUGUACAUUUUUAUUGCAGCACUGUUGAUCAACUCUGUUCUUUUCAGCACAAACAUCUACCCCAAACUCUUGGCAGACUUUUUAUCUAAAGAACAGAUCAUCUCUUAUGAAGCCUGUCUCCUUCAGAUUUUUGUGUUCUACUCAUUAAGCGGUUCAGAAUUCUUACUUCUGGCAGCCAUGUCUUAUGACAGAUAUGUAUCCAUAUGUAAACCUCUGCAAUAUGCUAUUCUUAUGAAAAAAAUGAAUGUCAUACUUUUACUGGGAUCGGCCUGGAUUGUACCUUUUUGUCACCUUGUUGUCCCUAUUGUUGGAGAUGCAAAUUUAGAGCUUUGCAGCUUUUCAUUGAAAGGUAUUUUCUGCAACAAUUCCAUCAAUUACCUUUUCUGUGCAGGUUCUAAAGCCCUGUUAACCUUUGGUUUAGUUACUCUGUUCAACAUUGCUAUUCUUCCCAUGCUGUUCAUCAUUUUCACAUAUGCAAAGAUCCUCAUAGUGGCUUAUAAAAGUUGUAAAGAAGUUAGGAGAAAAGCUGCUCAAACCUGUUUACCUCACCUGCUGGUUUUAAUCAACUAUUCUUGUUUGGUGACUUAUGACAUGAUUAUAAUAAGGCUGGAGUCAAAUUUCUCAAAGAGUGCUCGCUUUAUAAUGACACUGCAGAUGAUCAUGUAUAAUCCUCUUUGCAAUCCAAUCAUUUAUGGACUCAAAAUGACUGAAAUUUAUAAACACUUGAAGAAGUUGUUCUAUAAAAUUAGACAUAACUGGUAA
Oryzias melastigma (Indian medaka) is the source of this 999-nucleotide messenger RNA. Its product is annotated as olfactory receptor 142-like. Gene Ontology annotation, cellular component: membrane. Gene Ontology annotation, molecular function: G protein-coupled receptor activity; olfactory receptor activity. Gene Ontology annotation, biological process: G protein-coupled receptor signaling pathway. The transcript has 2 exons. The record is from RefSeq and is a predicted model, not a curated record. Lineage: Eukaryota; Metazoa; Chordata; Actinopteri; Beloniformes; Adrianichthyidae. Bases 1 to 999 code for a protein of 332 amino acids.